Molecule: messenger RNA, 4228 nt
Organism: Drosophila ficusphila
Lineage: Eukaryota; Metazoa; Arthropoda; Insecta; Diptera; Drosophilidae
Gene: esn
Product: protein espinas
Molecular function (GO): zinc ion binding
Source: RefSeq, a predicted model, not a curated record
ACGAAAGACCGGAGGGCUCGCAAUCGUCCUCCCUUGUCGGCCGUGAUUGAAAUGGGUCAAUCGCUAAAUGGCUAAAUGGUUAAACGGCCUGAAAUGUGUCAAAUGGCCCGAAGACUGCGGAACAGCAACCAGUUGCAGCCACAACUCAGAGCCUGGCUAAUAAACGCAACCGCAUUCUGGCUCGAACCAGAAGCACUCGGGCGAAACCACUCGACUCAACUGGCACCUGUUUUACCUGCACUUGUUUUGGCCAAGAGUCAGAGAGUGAGAGAGCGUGGUGAGUUGGCCCGAGCAGCCGGCGAUCGAGGCAGAGGUGAGUUUGACCUGCACCAACCUGGCCAACACCGCCUUUCGGCCAACGUCAACUUUCUACGCGAUCUUCAGUUGUUUGAGCAGCCCCGAAGCGAGCGGUGCGAGAGUUGCUCCUCUUCAUUAUAUAUUUUCCUACAAGAAUUUAAUCGAAUCCGAUCAGAUCGAUCGAGCGAUCGCGAGUGCACGUAAUUGGAGCAAGCGGAUUGCCCGUUAAUUGCUGGCGACAGUAAUUGCAGACCGCUUAAGGUGUUCCGCGGUGCGUGCGGUUAAUGUGUCAAUUGAUUGAUUGCUCCGCGGUUGUUCGUGAUUGUCCGGGAUUGUCCGUGAUUGUCCGUGAUUGAGGCGCGAUGCUCGCGAAGAAGCGCUGGUGGAAGAUCCGCCUGCCGCAGGUGGUCAAGCAGGACCAGUCGCGGAACUACCGGGACAUAGUGAACCUCAGCGAGAACGCCUCGGUGCUGGCCAACACGAUCAGCGACGGCUCCACCACCACCACCACCGAGAGCAGCGGCAGCCCCACCCGCCACCGCAGCUGCGACAGCCUGUCGAAGAGCUCCCAGGCGGAGGCGGGCAAGCUCUUCCCCCGCAACAUGCCCAGCAUUCGAAGGAGUCGUCGGAGGGCCGUCUCCGCCGAGAGGGAGCGCCUGGCCAGCCGGGAGCGGGUGGAGCAGGAGCAGGUGCAGCCGCCCAAGAUGCCGGAGGUGAGGGAAGGGCAGCAGUCGCGCCUCUCGACGGUGACCAAACUGACUCCUCGGAAGCCGAGUGGCAAGGCAUCCUGCUCCAAGAACCGGGGAAACCCGUCUGCGGCGAAGUGCAUCAUCAAGUCGGCGGUGCGCACCAAGACCAAGCCGAAGCCCAAGAUAACGCUGGCGCCCUACGAGAUUGCCUUGGAGCUGCCCAACGAGUCGCCCGCUCCCACUUUGGCCAUGGCAGUGGCCCAAUCCGCAGGGGGAGAGAAGGGCAAGACCGGCGGGGAGGAGCAGUUCCACUCUUCGGGGAUCUCCUGCAACGGGGAGACCGACGACGACGUGGAGGUGGCCAUGCUGACGGGCAGCCUCAGUGCCUCCCAGAUGGCCAGGAUCCAGGGGCAGAGGCGGCAGGAGGUGUCCCUGCUCUUCGGGGACCUGAGGAACCUGAACCUCUGCCGCAACCGGAAUGCCGUCUGGCUGAAUCCCAAGGACACGGAGCAGCUGGUCCAGGCGGACCGGAGGGAGGCGCUCUGCUACUUCAACAAGGCCAUUGCCGACGAUAUCCAGCUCAGCGAUAUUGAAGAACAAUUGGCCAGGUUUGAUGGCCACUCAAAGAGGCCGCCACCGCCAGCAGCCAAAGCCCCCCAGACGAGCCAAGCCAAUCGGAAAUUCAAGCCCACGCCCGCACCCCGUUCCACCGGCAACAUGCAACAGACCCCGCAGCAACAUCCGCAGCAGCCACUGCAGCAGCAGCAGCAGCAGCAGCAGACACACCUUCCGCCCAGCAGCAGCUACUACACGCAGACGGAGAGCGAGUUGCUGCAGAUCGAGGCGGGCGGAACCGGGCUGACCUUUGCCACCCACUCGCAGCAGCCGACGUCUCUGGGCAGUCAGGUGGCAUCCACGUCCAAUCUCGACGUGCCCUCGGUCGCCUCCAGCGGCAGCGGGGGAAGUGGGGGGAGCGGAGGGGCCCCGGGAUCAGCGAGCCACUUUGUGUCGCCCCUGCAGCGCCGCCACUGCCAGCCGCCCAGCCACCUGCCGCUCAACUCGGUGGCUUCUCCGCUGCGCACCGCCAGCUACAAGUCGGCGGCAUCUGCCGCGGGACACGGCUUCCACCACAGCCACCACCAGCAGCUCGACUUCCAGCGGAACUCGCAGUCCGACGACGACAGCGGCUGCGCCCUCGAGGAGUACACGUGGGUGCCACCCGGUCUGCGGCCCGACCAGGUCCGCUUGUACUUCAGUCAACUGCCAGACGACAAAGUGCCCUACGUCAACAGUCCCGGCGAAAAGUAUCGUGUCAAGCAAUUGCUGCACCAGCUGCCGCCGCAAGAUAACGAAGUGCGCUACUGCCACUCGCUGAGCGACGAGGAGCGCAAGGAGCUGCGCAUCUUCUCGGCCCAAAGGAAGCGGGAGGCGCUGGGAAGAGGGGCGGUCCGGCUGCUGUCCGACGAGCGGCCCUGCAAGGGGUGCGAGGAGCCUUUGUCGGGCGGUGACAUCGUGGUCUUCGCCCAGAGGUUGGGCGCCCAGUUGUGCUGGCACCCCGGCUGCUUCGUGUGCAGCGUCUGCAAGGAGCUCCUGGUGGACCUCAUCUACUUCCAGCGGGACGGCAACCUCUACUGCGGUCGCCACCACGCCGAAACCCAAAAGCCCCGCUGCUCCGCCUGCGAUGAGAUCAUCUUCUCGGACGAGUGCACGGAGGCGGAGGGCAGGACGUGGCACAUGAAGCACUUCGCGUGCCAGGAGUGCGAGCACCAGCUGGGCGGCCAGCGGUACAUCAUGCGGGAGGGCAAGCCGUACUGCCUCGGCUGCUUCGACACGAUGUUCGCCGAGUACUGCGACUACUGCGGGGAGGUGAUCGGGGUGGACCAGGGCCAGAUGAGCCACGACGGGCAGCACUGGCACGCGACGGACCAGUGCUUCAGCUGCUGCACCUGCCGCUGCUCCCUGCUGGGCAGGCCCUUCCUCCCGCGGCGGGGCACCAUCUACUGCUCCAUCGCCUGCAGCAAGGGAGAGCCUCCCACGCCCUCGGACACCAGUUCGGGUCCCCAGCUGCGGCCCACGCACCGCGCCUCCACCUCCAGCCAGAUAGCCAGGUCCCCCCGCAGGGGAGGAGAGCGGGACAGGGAGCGGGAAAGGGACAGGGAGCGGGAGAGGGAGCGGGACACCGGAAGGAAGAGCCACCAUGGCCACCCGAAGACGACGGGCAGUGCCGGCGAUCUGCUCGAGCGGCAGGAGCGGCAGCGCAUGGAGGCGGCGGGCGUGGCGGACCUUCUGCUCGGAGGAGGGGUGCCCGGCAUGCCACGCCCCGCCCAUCCGCCGCCCAUCGACCUCACCGAGCUGGGCAUCAGCCUGGACAACAUCUGCGCCGGCGACAAGUCCAUCUUCGGGGACACCCAGACGCUAACCAACUCCAUGCCGGACAUGCUGCUCUCGAAGGCAGAGGACUCGCACAGCUACCAGAGCAUCGACAAGAUCAACCUGAACUCGCCGAGCAACUCGGACCUCACGCAGAGCACCCAGGAGCUGGCCCACGAGCUGGAGCUCGACCAGGAGCCGGUGGGGGAGCUGCCCCACGACGGCUACGAGCAGCUCUUCUCCAGCAACCGCGGGCAGGAGCACCAGAUGCCAGGCGAUCAGGAGCUGGAGGAGGAGCAGCUGGACAACCGGCCGCUGAAGGAGGUGCGCUUCCACAGCGUCCAGGACACGAUGUCGCGCUCCAAGAGCUACACGGACAACUCGAACGCAAGGAGGAGGAGGAGGCGGCGCAACCAGUCGCGCAGCUCCUCGGAGAUGCAGAUCAACCAGACGAACCUGCGGCUGCACAACGCCCAGACGCAGGUGGGAUCGGGGGCUCUCAACCUGCUGAACAACCUGGACAACUGCGACGUGGCCAGCAUCUGCUCCACCUGCUCCUCGAGCUCCUCCAGCGACAUGGACGACUACGUCUACCGGCUGCCCGCGCGGAAGCACUACGGCGGAGUCCGGGUGGCCUACGUGCCCAACGACGCGCUGGCCUACGAGCGGAAGAAGAAGCUGGCCCAGGACCCCUCGCUGCCCUCCAGUGGAGGCAGUGCGUCCGUGGGCGGGGCGCCGGCGAUCAUGCACGAGAGCAAGAACUGCACGAUCUCCUGACCGCCCCCGCUCCUCCCGCCGCCGCCCUUCAACCUGAGCAGCUACUACAUCCUGGACACGAUCCUCGAGGAGCAGAGCCUCAUGCUGCCGGAGAA